Dracunculus medinensis (Guinea worm) is the source of this 846-nucleotide messenger RNA. The record is from the annotation of a GenBank genome assembly. NCBI's taxonomy places the organism in Eukaryota, Metazoa, Nematoda, Chromadorea, Rhabditida, Dracunculidae.
AUGAAGGUUAUUAAUUCGGAAAUCAAUUCCUUUUAUCAAACUCGAUUCAAUCAGUUAAUUGAAGUGCCAAAACUUGAAAGAUGGUUUCGUAAUGAUCAAAAUCCAUCGCGACAAAAGCUAGUUAAUUAUAUGAAUUUACUGAAUGGGUCAAAUUAUCGUAAACAUAACACAAAAAUUACUUAUCAGCAAAUAUGUAACUGGUUCGCUAAUCAACGAGCUAACCACAGAUCUUCAUCACAUCUGAAUCAAACUAUUGUUCAUAGUACAACUAUACAACCAUCGAUGGUCACUUCAACUCAGCCAAUUCUGUCAAUCGACUUUCGUCCGAAAUUUGAUUUCAAUACAUUAAGUGAAAACAAGCAAUCCAAUGGUGUUAGCGAAGCAGAAGAUGUAUCCUUGGAAUUUCAGGAAAUUCAACGAAUCGAUGGUGGUUCUGACUCGCCAACGCCUAAUGAUGAUGCAAGUGUGCAUAGCACUAGUGAUGGCGGAUUUGAUAAUGAAAUACCGCAAAAACAGAAUCCUCAAGAGCUCGUUACCUCAUCACCAGAGCUAUCGCUGGAUUUAAAUGGAAGUCUUGCGUCAACAUCACCAAAACCGCCUUCGACCUCGAAUUUAUUAAAUGGCAACGGAUCCUCAGCACAAUCACAACCGAGUCGAUCUCGCUUAAUGUUUGAUCCUCUAACUGAAUUGCCGAUUGAUCAAUAUACAGAAGCUUUAAAUAGCUGUCAGUACCGGCAAAGUUAUCCACCAAUCUCCACACAUAAUGUGAAAAUUUGGUUCAAAAAUCGCCGAGCGAAAUGCAAAAGAAUGUUAACAGGAGAUUUGAAAAUGGAAAAAUGUUUUUAG